AUGAUUUCAUCGGCCAACAAGAAGAAAUCCCUCGAUGAGUGGCUCCCGAUCACAUGGAACCGAAAUGCAAAGUGGUGGAACUCAGCAUUCCACAUCUUGGAUGGUCAGAAGAAAAUGAUGACUGAUUCUCAUAACUGGACCUGUUACUCCACUAUUGCUUGGGUAGCUGCUGUUGAAAAGGGCCAGCAGGAAGGGGUGGACUAUGGUUACAGAGCUUCGACCGCAUCGAAAGUUGUCUUCAACUUCUUGAGUGCACUGGGAGAUGUUGCUUUUGCCUUUGCAGGGCACAAUGUUGUCUUGGAGAUACAAGCAACCAUUCCUUCUGUACCUGAGAAACCUUCAAAAAAACCAAUCAAUGCCGUCGAUGAUAACAUUCUCAUUACACUGGAGAGGCCAAGGUGGUUGAUUGUAGCAGCUAACAUGUUUGUUGUGAUUCAUGCUAUUGGAGGCUAUCAGCUUCCAUGCAUCAUAUGGCUGGUCAUCUGCAAGCCUAAAAGGUUCAGCUUAUCUUGGAUCACAAACUGGAUAUGCAUUGUUCUCGGAGUCAUGUUGAUGAUUUUAGCACCAAUUGGAGGACCAAGGACAAUAAUACUUAGUGCAAAGGAUAACCACUUCUUCUCAUGA
Messenger RNA from Elaeis guineensis (African oil palm), 624 nucleotides. The record is from RefSeq and is a predicted model, not a curated record. NCBI's taxonomy places the organism in Eukaryota, Viridiplantae, Streptophyta, Magnoliopsida, Arecales, Arecaceae.